GAUAUUAAUUAAACACCCACCCUCCCUCCCAACUCCAUUUCUCCCUCACUCUCUCCUCCCUUCCCAAAAACUUUCUCACCAGCCAAACACUUGUUAUUCUCAUUUUCCGGGAAAAAACACCUCCCAUCUUAUGUUCCAGUCCCAUCUCAAUAACAUAUAUAACCAACAAAUUAAAGUGAUAAGUUAAUUCAUGGAGGACUCACCCUCCUCAGCCUCAGAGGACGACACACAGGUGGCCACUCCCCUGCCCAAGAAAAGGAGGGGAGUGCAGAAGAGGGUGGUGUCAGUACCGAUCGGUGACGUGGAGGGAUCCAAGAGCAAAGGGGAGGGGCAUCCACCGUCGGAUUCUUGGGCCUGGAGAAAGUACGGCCAAAAGCCCAUCAAAGGCUCUCCAUAUCCCAGGGGAUAUUAUCGAUGUAGUAGUUCCAAAGGAUGCCCUGCAAGAAAACAAGUGGAGAGAAGCCGUCUGAACCCCACAAUGCUCAUAGUCACCUAUGUUUGUGACCACAACCACCCCAUGCCCACCACCAAAGCCAACCAAUCCUCCUCUGUAACCCCCACCACCAUCACCGCUACCGCUACAUCACCCACCACCGAAUCCGAACUUCCGGCCAAAACCGAGGAGCUCACAAUCUUCACAAGCCAAGUCGACCUUGAUCUCAGCGACGACUCGCCCACAUUACUUAGCGACUUUGGUUGGUUUAAUGAUGCGGCAUCAACAGUUGUACUGGAAAGUCCAAUUUGCUUAGGAAAUAGUAGUUGCAUGAAUAAUGAUGUGGCGACGAGGUUGAAAGACGAGGACGAGUAUUUGUUCGCUGAUCUCGGCGAGUUACCCGAGGGUUCAGUGAUUUUCCGGCAUAGGAAUAGGAUGGUGGAAUCAGACGACCAAAAUCGGAGAUGUAGUUUAAGUGCGGUGGUUCCCUAUUGUAGUAAUACAGGAUAAGACUGUAGGACUAGUUGGUAGCUUCGUUACGACAGUGAAACCCUUCUCGAGUAAUGUUAAAGCCAGGAACCACAUUUUCUAACCACAGUUGGCCAUAUGAAAUGGUUAUUACAUCCAUUAUGAUGACUGAGGCUAGUUACACAUAUUAACCGUGGCUUAAAAAAUGUGAUCUCUUUGUAUUACUCGAGAUCGAGGGUGAAAUGGUUAUUACAUCCAUUAUGAUGACUGAGGCUAGUUACACAUAUUAACCGUGGCUUAAAAAAUGUGAUCUCUUUGUAUUACUCGAGAUCGAGGGUGAAUAUAACUUUUUCUAAUACUAAUUAGCCAAGAACAGUCAUUUUUAAAGGGAGGUGAUUUUCACACUCCUUAUUUACAUCUCCUUUUUAAUAAUUUUUUAGUGUGUGUGAAAGGUCCAAGGAUAAAUUAGAUUCUCAUUCCUCA
Molecule: messenger RNA, 1384 nt
Organism: Malus domestica (apple)
Lineage: Eukaryota; Viridiplantae; Streptophyta; Magnoliopsida; Rosales; Rosaceae
Product: probable WRKY transcription factor 69
Biological process (GO): regulation of DNA-templated transcription
Cellular component (GO): nucleus
Molecular function (GO): transcription cis-regulatory region binding; DNA-binding transcription factor activity
Source: RefSeq, a predicted model, not a curated record